Molecule: messenger RNA, 671 nt
Organism: Ceraceosorus guamensis
Lineage: Eukaryota; Fungi; Basidiomycota; Exobasidiomycetes; Ceraceosorales; Ceraceosoraceae
Exons: 1
Coding region: 261-605 (114 amino acids)
Source: RefSeq, a predicted model, not a curated record
UUUGAAAUUGUCUCGAAGCUCAUUUAUGAGUCAGACCAACCUUGCAGAGGGCACGGCAAAAGCCGUGGGUAAUCAGUAGAGAUUCGAGGCGAGGCCGGAGCUGGAAAGGAGACGGAAGAGAAAUCGAGAAAGGCUUGAGCGCCAGACAGAAGACAAGGACUGGUGAUGGGAAGCGCGGCAUGACAUCAAGUCAGGUGAAAAGGAGGCAGGGGGCUCAUCCGGGAGGCCAAUGCGCAGUGUUCAUCGCAAUGUCAACAUGAAUGUGGGAAUUAGUGAAGGUGCUCCACUCCGGAUAUUCGGACGUGCUUGUGUGUGUGUGUGUGUGUGUGUGUGUAUUCGUUUGUGUGUGUGUCCAAUGUCCACAGACCAGCUGGUGUUCGGUAUGCCUGUGCACACAUGUGGUCACUGUUUCCCCGUGGUCGUGCAUCCCGGCCGCGCACCAAAAUCGUCCGAGCGACAAUGCGAGGACAGGACACCUUUCAUUGAAACGUUUGAUGCGAGCUGAAAACGCACCGUGUCAGCUGGGCAGUAGCUGUUCCUUCCUUGCCGGCCGGUGGCUCGCUUGCAUUCUGUCCAACAUUAUUGGCGAGCAGACGGGCGCAUGACUUCUUGACUUCAUGCUUGGCUCUCGACGAAGAAGAACAAAGUGCCAAUGACCUGGUAUCGGCACG